Molecule: messenger RNA, 477 nt
Organism: Penicillium malachiteum
Lineage: Eukaryota; Fungi; Ascomycota; Eurotiomycetes; Eurotiales; Aspergillaceae
Product: ankyrin repeat domain-containing protein
Exons: 1
Coding region: 1-477 (158 amino acids)
Molecular function (GO): protein binding
Source: RefSeq, a predicted model, not a curated record
AUGCCGCCACUCUACCGUGCUGUUUCACAUCAGAGACUGGAUAUUGCAGAACGAUUGAUCCUUCAACAUGGUGCGAGUGUAGACUCCGAGUACGGUGGAAAGUCAACUCUCCUUCUGGCUAUUGAGCUGAGGUAUCCACAAGCGGUGGCUUUGCUCCUCAAACACAAAGCACAUGUUGGCUAUUGCUGUGACUUCAGAGGCCGCGGUCUUCUUUCCGUUGCGACUGCCUAUGAUACUACGGUCGCCAUAGUCAGGCAGCUACUCCAGCAAACGGAUAUCGAUGUCAAUGAUCGCUGCUCCGCCGGCAUGACAGCAGUCAUGUAUGCUAUAGAGCACCGCCAGUAUGCUAUUCUUCAACUGCUAUUAUUGGAUCCGCGAGUAGAGCUCAACGUGGAGAAUAAUGUUGGGCAAACCCCUCUGCAUUUUGCUAUUAGCAAAGAGGACUACUUGUCCGUUCAAAUCCUGGUCCAGAACUAG